AUGAGUUACAGACCGUUGCCAAAUAUUAUUUUAACUGGUACUCCAGGAUGUGGUAAAACCAGCCAUGCCGAACUAAUCAGUCAAGAGAUUAAAGGUUUCAAACAUGUUAACAUCACAGAUUUUGCUAAAGAGAAUGAUGCUUACGAUGGAUUUGAUAAAGAAAGAAAUAGCCAUAUUGUCGAUGAAGAUAAAUUAUUGGAUGCAUUAGAACCAUUGUUAGAAAAAGGUGGGAUCUUGAUUGAUUGGCACGCAAAUGAUUUAUUCCCUGAAAGAUUGAUAGAUUUAGUUGUUGUUUUAAGAACUGAAAAUGGCAUUCUUUAUGACAGAUUGAGCAAAAGAGAUUACUCACAAAGUAAAAUUGAUGAAAACUUGGAUUGUGAAAUAAUGGAAGUUAUAUUACAAGAAGCUAGAGAAGCUUAUGCUCCAGAGAUCAUUGUGGAAUUACAAUCCAACACCACUGAAGAUAUAGACUCAAAUGUUGCACGUGUGAUAUCUUGGAUUGAUACAUGGAAAGUAAACAACCCUGAUGGUGCUUCAAAUGAAUUAGCAUUAUAA
Messenger RNA from Hansenula anomala, 555 nucleotides. It is a transcript of the gene FAP7, whose product is annotated as nucleoside-triphosphatase. The record is from RefSeq and is a predicted model, not a curated record. Gene Ontology annotation, molecular function: AMP kinase activity; ATP binding; ATP hydrolysis activity. Gene Ontology annotation, cellular component: cytoplasm; nucleus. The transcript is spliced from 2 exons. NCBI's taxonomy places the organism in Eukaryota, Fungi, Ascomycota, Saccharomycetes, Phaffomycetales, Wickerhamomycetaceae. The coding region runs from base 1 to 555 and encodes 184 amino acids.